GCGGAGCGGGCGAGGCAGCGCGGGGCCGAGGCCGGGCCGGCAGCCGCUCCGCCUCCCCACUCGCAGGCCCCGACGGUCGCGCCGCGGGCUCUCCCGGUGCCCGAGGACAGACGCAUGGCGCCCCGGGAGCCGCGCUGAGCCCCGGGUCGCGGCGCCGCGGGCGGCACCAUGGCCCUGGAGCGGACGCUUCAGGCGGCGCGCCAGGGCGACCUGGACGUGCUGAGGUCCCUGCACGCCGCCCGCCUGCUGGGGCCCUCGCUGCGCGACCCGCUGGACGCGCUGCCAGUGCACCACGCGGCCCGCGCCGGCAAGCUGCAUUGUCUGCGCUUCCUGGUGGAGGAGGCCGGUCUGCCCGCAGCGGCCAGCGCGCGCAACGGCGCCACGCCGGCCCACGACGCCGCCGCCACCGGCCACCUCAGCUGCCUGAUGUGGCUGCUCUCUCAGGGCGGCUGCAGAGUGCAGGACAGAGACAACUCUGGUGCUACAGUCCUGCACCUGGCUGCCCGCUUCGGCCACCCCGAGGUGGUGAACUGGCUGCUGCGCCACGGCGGUGGGGACCCCACCGUGGCCACAGACACAGGCGCCCUGCCUCUUCACUACGCCGCCGCCAAAGGAGACUUCCCCUCCCUGAGGCUCCUCGUCGGCCACCACCCUGAGGGAGUGAAUGCCCAAACCAAGAACGGUGCCACGCCCCUGUACCUGGCGUGCCAGGAGGGCCACCUGGAGGUGACGCAGUACCUGGUGCAGGAGUGCGGCGCGGACCCGCACCUGAGCGCCCACGACGGCAUGACCCCGCUGCACGCCGCGGCGCAGAUGGGCCACAGCCCGGUCAUCGUGUGGCUGGUGAGCUGCACCGACGUAAGCCUGUCGGAGCAGGACAAGGACGGCGCCACGGCCAUGCAUUUCGCGGCGAGCCGCGGUCACGCCAAAGUGCUCAGCUGGCUCCUGCUGCACGGCGGCGAGAUCUCGGCCGACCUGUGGGGCGGGACCCCGCUGCAUGACGCCGCCGAGAACGGGGAGCUGGAGUGCUGCCAGAUCCUGGUAGUGAACGGCGCGGAGCUGGACGUCCGCGACCGAGACGGGUACACGGCCGCCGACCUCGCGGACUACAACGGCCACAGCCACUGCACCCGCUACCUGCGCACCGUGGAGAACCUGAGCGUGGAGCACCGUGUGCUGUCACGGGAUCCAUCCGCUGACCUGGAGACCAAGCAGCCUGACUCGGGCAUGUCCUCACCCAACACCACCACGUCGGUCCAGCCACCAAACUUUGACCUCAGCUCGCCGGCCAGCACCCUGUCCAACUACGGGUCCUGCUCCUCCGGCCACUCCAGCAUCAAGGGCCGGCGCCCCCCACGUGGGCUUCCCAGCACGAGAGCUGCAGACAUACAGAGCUACAUGGACAUGCUGAGCCCAGAGCCGGGCCUGCCCCGGAGCAGGAUGGAGAGACCCAAAGCACCACCGCCACCACCCAGCUUCGCUCCACCAUUCUCACCCCCAGGCACCCAGAUGCCCCCACCCCCGCCAGGCUACCCAGCUCCCAAGCCCCCCGCGGGGCUACAAGCAGCUGACAUCUACACGCAGACGAAGAACAAACUCCGCCAUGUGGAGACCGAGGCCUUCAAGAAGGAGCUGAGCUCCCGCGACGGCCGCAACGGGCUGCGGAGGCAGGACUCCAGCCGCAAGCCCCGCGCCUUCAGCAAGCAGCCCAGCACGGGGGACUACUACCGCCAGCUGGGCCGCUACCCCGGGGAGCCGCUGGCCGCGCGCCCGGGCAUGGCGCACAGCGAGGAGGUGCGUGCCCGCCAGCCCGCACCCGCAGGCCGCCCGGGACCCGGCCGGGCCGCCCGCGUCUCACUCGCUGGCCCCUCCGCUCCCCCGCAGGCGGCGCUGCUCCCCGGGAACCACGUGCACAACGGCUGCGGCGCGGACCCCAAGACGUCCAGGGAGCUGCCCCCGCCGCCCCCGCCGCCGCCGCCCCUGCCCGAGGCCCUGAGCUCGCCGCCGCCCGCUCCUCCUCUGCCCUUCGAGGGCUCUGGCCCUGGCUGCGGGCAACGUCGCUCCUCCUCGUCUACUGGCAGCACCAAGUCUUUCAACAUGAUGUCCCCGACGGGCGACAACUCAGAGCUACUGGCUGAGAUCAAGGCGGGCAAGAGUCUGAAGCCGACGCCGCAGAGCAAGGGGCUGACCACGGUGUUCUCGGGCAGUGGGCAGCCGGCCUCCCAGCCCGACUCGCCGCUGCCGCCGGCCUCGCCGGCACCGUCACGGGCCCGGAGCCCCACCCCGCCGGCCGCGGGGUCCCAGCCACUGCUCAACGGCAGCGUGGCGCCGGCGCCGCCUGCCACCCCUGCGCCGGGCGUGCAGCUCGACGUGGAGGCGCUCAUCCCCACGCACGACGAGCAGGGCCGGCCCAUCCCCGAGUGGAAGCGCCAGGUCAUGGUGCGCAAGCUGCAGCUGAAGAUGCAGGAGGAGGAGGAACAGAGGCGGAAGGAGAAGGAGGAGGAGGCCUGGCUGGCCAGCAUGCCCGCCUGGAGGCGGGACAUCCUGCGGAAGAAGCUGGAAGAGGAGAGGAAAGAGGAGGAACGACAGAAGCAGGAGGAGAUGCAGCGGGAGAAAGAGCAGUCGGAGAAGCUGCGGACGCUCGGCUACGACGAGAGCAAGCUGGCGCCCUGGCAGCGACAGAUCAUCCUGAAGAAGGGGGACAUCGCUAAGUACUAGACGCCGCCCUCCUGCUCGCAGCCUCGCGAGCUUGGGGCCGCCCCCAGACCCCGCCCCAGCCUGCCAGGCCCGGGCCGAAGGGCUGGGAGCCGCGCCGCCCUCCCCUCCCGCGCUGGAACCCCUCCUUGACCCCUACCCCGGGCACCCCCCUUCCCCCGCACCCGCAUCCCCAGCCCCGGGCGACGCUGGAGCGCGCCCGCCGCCGCAGUCGCCCAGAAAAAGUGCCCAAGCUGUUGACGCAAAAAGACGCUGCUUAUUUGCAUGCCUACUUACGUAUAUUUGCAUGUUCGUUGAAUGUCAAAGUGUGCAGAGCUCUCCCCAGCCCCGUGGGUGGUGACCUUGGUUUCCUGCGGGUCGCGCGCCCUGCUGCCGCCCCCUCCCCUGCACCCCGGAACCCGCGUCGCUGGCGCAUCCUGGGCGGAGGCAGGCCCCGCGCUCGGGGAAGGGGUUUUCCUCUCUCCCUGACCCAGAUCAGCGCCCGGCCUAGCCCCGGCCGCAUUUCCCAUCCCCGCCGAGGGUUUCCUCUCAGUCAUUUGUUUACCAGAAACGAUGAAAACUGCAAACUGCCCGUCGGGACAGCGUUGCCGCUCCCGGCGCCCCACCUCCGAGUCUGCGCGCCGUCCCCAGCCAGGCCCCGCACUCCCCGGACGCUUUCACGGUCCUGGUGGAGUGAGUGGAGGACGAGGGAUCCUGAAGCUGUGUCUCCAACUGCUGCCUCCCCGG
Molecule: messenger RNA, 3441 nt
Organism: Lagenorhynchus albirostris (white-beaked dolphin)
Lineage: Eukaryota; Metazoa; Chordata; Mammalia; Artiodactyla; Delphinidae
Gene: ESPN
Product: espin
Exons: 12
Coding region: 169-2718 (849 amino acids)
Biological process (GO): actin filament bundle assembly
Cellular component (GO): cytoplasm
Molecular function (GO): actin filament binding
Source: RefSeq, a predicted model, not a curated record